AUGGAAGCAAACCUCCAGCCGGCGCCACCGCCUCCUCACCAACCAUUUUUCAAGCCGACCAAGCCUGAACCCAUCUCGACCACAGCGAAGGAAACCCGGCCCAGUGCAGACGACGCGGGUGACUUGGCGAAAGGUGUGAAACGACGUGAUACGAAGCGGGCGACAGUCGUGCGGCGGUCGCAGAACAGCUCCGAGUCGGUGUCGCUGCUAAAGGACAUCGAAGACGCCAAAGAGAAGAACAAGCUGCAAAUUCCUCAGCGCUUGGUCGAAAACGAGAUAUCGCUCGAGUGUAUUCACAAUGUGUGAAACCCGCUAAGCACGGUCAAACCCACCGAUGCGAAGAAUCGGAUCCACGAACGAUGCGAUGACUGCAGACGGCGCCAUGGGGCAUGUGGUCAUCCUGUUGGCCACCAGGUUGUCUAUGGUUCGGUUGGAAUCGGUGGCAAUGACGUCGUUUCGACCUCAUGCAGGUGAAACACCUUCGCGAGGGACGCAGCAACCGCGUCCUGCACAUCUUCCAUCUUGAUUUGCGGGUGAAAAUCCUGAAUGCUAGAGACCGCCUUGUCGUGGAGGCCGCACGGCACAAUGCGGUCGAAGUCCGACAAAUCCGUCGUCACGUUCAGCGCAAACCCGUGCAUGGUUAUCCACUUGCUUGCGUGGGUACCAACAGCCGCGAUCUUGCUUUUGGGAAACGCGUGCCGCGAGUCAGGGACCCACACGCCCGUCAGUCCUUCGACCCGCUCGCCUUGAAUGUCAAAGUGGCCGAGGGUUUGAAUCACCACCUCUUCGACUUGACGAAGGUACCAGUGCAAGUCCUUCUUGAACGGACCUUGCGUGAGGUUCAAAAUUGGGUACACCACGAGUUGCCCAGGUCCAUGGUACGUGACUUCGCCACCACGGUCCACCUUGAUGAGUUCGAAGUCCGAAUUUGGCGCGGUCGUGUCGAACCGCACGUUGUCCAUGGACGCGCCACGGCCAAGGGUGUAGACUCGUGGAUGCUCAAGCAUGAGGCACACGUUCUUGAGAGAGGCAUCACGGAACCGCUCCUUGAUCAGUCGCUGCUGCCAGUCCCAUGCUUGACGGUACGGCACGCGGCCGAGUCGGUGGAUCACGCACGACAUGGCAAUC
Molecule: messenger RNA, 1128 nt
Organism: Aphanomyces invadans
Lineage: Eukaryota; Oomycota; Saprolegniomycetes; Saprolegniales; Verrucalvaceae
Exons: 2
Coding region: 1-306 (101 amino acids)
Source: RefSeq, a predicted model, not a curated record